Molecule: messenger RNA, 741 nt
Organism: Camelus dromedarius (Arabian camel)
Lineage: Eukaryota; Metazoa; Chordata; Mammalia; Artiodactyla; Camelidae
Gene: FGF23
Product: fibroblast growth factor 23
Exons: 3
Coding region: 1-741 (246 amino acids)
Biological process (GO): cell differentiation; fibroblast growth factor receptor signaling pathway; regulation of cell migration
Cellular component (GO): cytoplasm
Molecular function (GO): type 1 fibroblast growth factor receptor binding; growth factor activity
Source: RefSeq, a predicted model, not a curated record
AUGCUGGGGGCCGGCCUCGGGCUCUUGGUUGGCACCCUGUGCUGUGCGGUCCGAGGGUACCCCAACACCUCCCCGCUGCUGGGCUCCAGCUGGGGCGGCCUGACCCACCUGUACACGGCCUCGGCCAGGAGCAGCUACCACCUGCAGAUCCAUACGGACGGCCACGUGGACGGCUCACCACAGCAGACCAUCUACAGUGCCCUGACGAUCAGAUCAGAGGACGCGGGCUUUGUGGUGAUAACAGGCGUGAUGAGCAGGCGAUACCUCUGCAUGGACGUCAGAGGCAACAUUUUUGGCUCACAUCACUUCAGCCCCGAGAGCUGCAGGUUCCGGCAGCGGACGCUGGAGAACGGCUACGACGUGUACCAGUCGCCGCAGCACCGCUUCCUGGUCAGCCUGGGCCGGGCCAAGAGGCCCUUCCUGCCGGGCACCAACCCGCCGCCGUUCUCGCAGUUCCUGUCGCGCAGGAACGAGAUCCCGCUGCUGCAGCUCGGCACGGCGCGGCCCCGGCGCCACACGCGCAGCGCGCCCGACGGCUGGGACCCGCUGAGCGUGCUGAAGCCGCGCGCCCGCGCCGCGCCCGCGCCCGCGCCCGCGUCCUGCUCGGGGGAGCUGCCCAGCGCCGAGGACGGCGGCCCCGCGCCCAGCGACCCGCUGGGCGUGCUCCGGGGUCACCGGCUGGACGCGCGCGCCGGGCCGGUGGGCGCCGAGCGGUGCCGGCCCUUCCCCGGGUUCGCCUAG